Erythranthe guttata (spotted monkey flower) is the source of this 3650-nucleotide messenger RNA. RefSeq names its product BCL-2-associated athanogene 6 (gene BAG6). Gene Ontology annotation, cellular component: plasmodesma. Gene Ontology annotation, biological process: protein folding. The record is from RefSeq and is a predicted model, not a curated record. NCBI's taxonomy places the organism in Eukaryota, Viridiplantae, Streptophyta, Magnoliopsida, Lamiales, Phrymaceae. Gene Ontology annotation, molecular function: protein-folding chaperone binding.
UGGGGCCAUUAAAGAUUUUUAGUGGUCCAUUAUUAAGGAUCCACAAAUUUAAUCUACACCAGCAAACACCGUAUCACUGCCCCCUCGCCACGUGGCAAUAAUAUUUUCCCAACUCUCUAGAAAACUCGAGAGGUGAAAAAUACGCGGGAAACAUCUCGAAUCGCCGGAAGAAAUCUACACCAUCGACAUCGGCACCUGUAUAUAACCAUUCAAACCUUCCCCUUUUUAUAUAUGAAUUGCAUAAUCUCAGAUUUCAAAACUAAUAAUCAGAAGAAGAAAAGGAUAUCAGAGUUUCGAAUUAUCUGUUUUUGUCGUGUGAGUUUGGUGGAUCGUACCUCUGCACCGGAAACUGAGUCAACCCGAUCCGCUGAUUGCCUUGGAAGCAUCUUCUUACUCCACUUCUUCCAUCUCGUUUUGCCAAUCGUAAGUGAUUUGUGCUGUAUUAUUUCAUCUCGUGGUUUUGAUUUCUAAAUACUGAGCUGGAAAUUAUCCUCGUUUCUGCUGAGUUGUUAGAGCUAAAUCACCCCAUCAAACUGUUUGAUGAAAUUCCUGAAUGAGUGGAUUUUGAUUUUGUAGUUGGUGUUACACUUACACAUUUUGAUUUGAACUGUUUUUUCCAGGAGAUUUCUGCUUAAUUUCCCCCUUAUUUCUCUGUACUGGAAAAUCUAAUUGGGGCAACAAUUUGAGAUGGAUCCUGUGUAUAAAAAUAUGCAGCAAUAUCCAUAUCAGAUUCAGAAGGAUCAAAUGAACCAUGGCCCUUAUUAUUAUCAUCAUCCAGGAACUGAAACUGCACCACCACAAAUGUAUAUGAAUCCGCCUGGACCUCCAGCAAAUUUCGGAUAUUGCCCUUGGAGCAGCAGCUAUGGUUAUCCCUCACCUAUUGGAUGCCAUGGCUGCUGUAACCAUACUCAUCCGCCACCACAUUACGCCUGGGCAACUCCUUAUGGUUCUCAUCUUCCUCCUUUUCAUGUUCCUAUAAAUUAUCCUUCUUUUCCGGUUCCGUACAUGCCGGGUUAUGGAGUGGAGCAGCCUCAAUACGAACACGAAAAUAAUUUGCACAUGGGUCAUCAUUGUUGUGGGUGCUCCAAUCAUCAGUUUCAACCGAAAGAGCAGAACAAUGUGAGAAUCGAAGAGGAAGAGCCUGAGAAGGGAAGGAGAAAAAAUGACUCUCUGGUUCCUUUUCAGUUCAAGAACGGACCUCAUCCUAUUGCGUGGCUUCCAUCUGGUUACAGUAACGACAACGAGCGGGGGAAAGUGAAAGACUCGGAAGAUGGAAAAACUGUUGUACAGAAGCCAGCUUCGUGGAACGGAUGGUACCCUCUUGAUUUCGAUAAUUUGGUACCUUCGAAGCAAAGUGGAGAUGGAGGAAUAAAACGUCCACAAAAUGAUGGCAAGGGGAAUUUCCCGUUUCCAUUGUUUUGGUUGCCUAAUUACAAGCCCGGGGAAAAAGAAAUGGAAGGACAUAAGGGGAACGACUCAAUCUUGGCAUCACAGAAGGAUUCGGGUCCGGGUUCGGAGGAAAGCUUCCAUGUGAACAGGGAAAAAGAAAGACCAGUGAACGAAGGGAAGGGGCACAAAGAAAAGGAGGGUUUCGAAAAUCGGGAGAAAGAAACAGAUGCCUCUGUGAAACCGAGCAUCGGUAGUGGUGAGAAGAAGCUUGACAAUGAAGAAAAGAAGCUUCCCAACAAGGGUGAUAACCGUGAUAAGGGAAAACCCGCUUCAUCAAAAUCAUCCAAGCUACCUCCUGUCUGUCUAAGAGUUGAUCCAUUGCCGAGAAAAAAGGUUGGCAAUGGAAGCUCAACUCGUCAAGGUGACAAAGAAAAACCGAGCACGGUUCUCAAUUCGUCGGACAACAAAGAGCUGGAUAUGGAUACGCGCAGUGAGUUUAAGGAAAAGAAGGGCACAAAAACCAUUGAGGUUGUCGACGCGAAUGCUCAGAAACAACCAAAAAUGGUUGUCAAUGUGCAAAUUCCUAUCGGGCAAGGCAAUGUUUUGACUAAGCCGAAAGAGGAAAAUAUUUGUCAGGGUCAAUCGGAGGAUGUUGGAUCUGCCCUAGAGAAGAAUGGAGAAUUGUUGAGAGAUGAAGCAAUAACGAAGUUGAGGAAAACAGAUCUGUCUGAGGAGGAAGCAGCUGUUGUUAUUCAAUCUGCGUAUCGUGGCUUUGAUACUCGCAAGUGGGAACCCGUAAAGAAGUUGAAACAAAUAGCGAAAGUGAAAGAGGAGAUAGCUAAUGUAAAGCAUCUAAUUCAAGAAAUGGAGGAGUCGGCUUUUGAUGUUGAAGGGAGUGGCAAACAAAGACACAUUGUUGCGGAGAUUAUAAUGAGCCUUCUGCUAAAACUCGACGCUAUACAGGGAUUGCAUCCGAGUGCAAGGGAAAUCAGGAAAUCUUUGGUGAGAGAACUUGUCAUUCUUCAAGAGAGGCUGGAUUCAGUAACAAAGAACAUAAGGCCUGAAAACCCACUCGAAGAGGAGUCAGUUUCAAAACAUGAUGAAGAUGAUUUAAACAAAGCCGAAGAUGUUCUACAAACCGAGAGUGGCAACAAAACCCCAUCGGUGUUAAAGGAGGUGCAUCAGAACCAUGAAAACACGGAAGUCCCAGAGGCGACAGAAAACUUAGAAAAUGAAGCUGCAGAGAAUUCUUUGACUAAAAAUGGCGAGUCAGCAUCAGAAUCGACAAUGAAAAACGAAGACGAGAGGAGCAAUGAAGUGCCCCAAAAUGACGAAUUCUCAAUUCUCGAAGAGGAACUAGUGCUUGAGAAAGGCUCUAAACUCCCAUUAUUGCAGAAUAGCGCCUCUAUAAAUGUGACCGAUUUAGAGCAAACGGAUUGCCACAAGCUUGAGAGCGAUUCGGCUGAGCUUCCUCAAGGUGUACCUAAUGACCCCGAUGCGCGAGACAACAUAAAUUGCAGGGAUGGGACUUCGGAACAGCAGACUGGCACUGCAGAUGAAGAAAACAUCGAAAUUACUCAUGAGGUAUCGGAAUCUGAUCUUCCACCUAGUGAUGUUAAAUUCGAAUUGGAGGCUGAAGAAGCUAGUCCCACUCACAUCAAUGAGUCUUCUGCGUGCAACAAAAUUGGUGGAGAUGCUGAAUUCUUUGACCCUGAUCAACGCAGAGAUCAAGAAUCACUAGACGACACCAUUGCCGAAGCGAAAGUAGAAGCUGAGAAUGUCAAUUUGGAGCGAGAAAUGUGUCGCACCAAUGGCUCUGCAAAUACUUGUGAGGAAACAGCAGAUCAUAUGACUUGUCAAGUCGAAAAUGAAGGACCUUUGGAAGUCACCUCCGAUGAAGCUAAAGAUAGCUCCGUUUCUCGGGUUGAUUCAACUCCGCCUCGGGUUCCGGUUAUCAGGGAUGAUAUGUAUGAGAGUAACAGAAAACUGAUUGAAGAAAAUCAAAGGUUGAAAGACAUCAUGGAGAAAAUGAUUAAAUCAGGACAAGAACAGCUGACUGCCAUUUCAAGUCUUUCUGGGAGAGUCAAAGAUUUGGAGAGGAAACUGUCAAGAAAAAAGAAGCUAAAGAUGAAAAAAGUUAGAGCAAAGUAAAUAUAAGCUAUGGCCAAUUGGCCAUGUAACAGUUUACUGUGUAUUGUGUGUGUGUGUCUUUUUUUUUCUUUUCUGUGUAAUAUAAUAAGAGAGAUAAAUUUGUAAAUUAA